AUGCAUGACAAGAAGCCAAUUGCUUUCUUUAGUGAAAAGCUUGGAGGAGCCACUCUCAACUAUCCAACCUAUGACAAAGAGCUCUAUGCCUUGGUCCGCGCCUUACAAACUUGGCAACACUAUCUCUGGCCAAAGGAGUUUGUCAUCCACACAGACCAUGAAUCUCUCAAACAUCUCAAGGGCCAACAGAAGCUCAACAAGAGGCAUGCCAGGUGGGUUGAAUUCAUUGAGACAUUCCCAUAUGUCAUCAAGUACAAAAAAGGUAAGGACAAUGUUGUAGCCGACGCAUUGUCCAGGAGUCUUGUUCUAAGUUUGCUUUUGGCCGAUACUACAGACAAGAAGGGUUUCUCUUCUAUGAGAACCGUCUCUGUGUGCCUAAUUGUUCUUUGA
Molecule: messenger RNA, 390 nt
Organism: Microthlaspi erraticum
Lineage: Eukaryota; Viridiplantae; Streptophyta; Magnoliopsida; Brassicales; Brassicaceae
Source: the annotation of a GenBank genome assembly